Naumovozyma dairenensis CBS 421 is the source of this 6156-nucleotide messenger RNA. RefSeq names its product tetrafunctional fatty acid synthase subunit FAS1 (gene FAS1). Gene Ontology annotation, biological process: long-chain fatty acid biosynthetic process. The record is from RefSeq and is a predicted model, not a curated record. The transcript has a single exon. Gene Ontology annotation, molecular function: enoyl-[acyl-carrier-protein] reductase (NADH) activity; [acyl-carrier-protein] S-malonyltransferase activity; [acyl-carrier-protein] S-acetyltransferase activity. Gene Ontology annotation, cellular component: fatty acid synthase complex. Bases 1 to 6156 code for a protein of 2051 amino acids. Lineage: Eukaryota; Fungi; Ascomycota; Saccharomycetes; Saccharomycetales; Saccharomycetaceae.
AUGAGCGCUUCUACAAGACCUUUAAUCUUAUCACACGGUUCCAUAGAACAUGUUUUACCUGUUCCAACAGCUUCUUAUUUCGCUGCUUCUCAAUUACAAGAACAAUUCCAUAAAACUCUACCCGAACCUACUGAGGGCUUCGCAUCUGACGAUGAACCUUCUUCUUCUGCUGAACUUUUGGGUAAAUUCUUAGGUUAUGUUGCUUCUCUAAUAGACUCUUCCACCAAGACUCAAUUCAGCGAAGUUCUAAGCGUCUCUUUGGUAGAAUUCGAAAAUACGUAUUUUCAAGCUAAUAACAUUAAUGAUCCUCAUACAUUAGCUGCAAAAUUACUUAAUGACCAAGAAGAAUUUCCAACUACUUUAUCAAAAGUUAAAGAAUUAAUUAAAAAUUAUAUUGCAGCUAGAGUAGUAGCAAACAUUCCAUUCGAAAAAAAUGUGAACUCUGCAUUAUUUAAUUCCAAUUCUAAUAAUAAUAAUAAUAAUAAUACUCAAACUGAAAUAGUAGCUAUCUUCGGCGGUCAAGGUAAUACAGACGAUUAUUUUGAAGAAUUAAGAGAAAUAUAUCAAACUUAUCAUCCAAUUGUAAAAGAUAUAAUCAAAUUCGCUGCAAACACUUUGAAUGAUUUAAUAAAUCUACAUCAGGCGUACGAAAAAGUUUACACUCAAGGCUUUGACGUCAUUAGAUGGUUGAAACAUCCAACAAAGACUCCAGAUGUAGAUUAUUUACUAUCUAUCCCAAUAUCAUGUCCGUUGAUCGGUGUUAUUCAAUUAACCCAUUACGCUAUCACUGCUAAAUUGUUAGGUUUUACUCCAGGUGAGUUAAGAUCUCAUUUAAAAGGUGCUACAGGUCAUUCACAAGGUUUAGCCACUGCUGUAGCCAUUGCAGAAGCUGAUUCAUGGGAUUCAUUUUUUGUCGUUAUGAAAAAGGCAAUCUCCCUCUUAUUCUUCAUCGGUGUUCGUUGUUAUUUAGCUUAUCCAAAUACUUCUUUGCCCCCAUCUAUCCUUGAAGAUUCUUUGGAAAAUUCGGAAGGUGUUCCAUCUCCAAUGUUAACUAUCUCAAAUUUAUCCAAACAACAAGUUCAAGAUUUCGUAGAUGAAACUAAUUCUCAUCUACCUGCUGAAAAACAUAUCGUCAUUUCAUUAAUUAAUGGUGCAAGAAAUGUAGUAGUAUCAGGCCCACCACAAUCAUUAUACGGGUUGAAUUUAGCAUUAAGAAAGGAAAAGGCUCCAUCUGGAUUAGAUCAAUCAAGAAUCCCAUCAAGAGAAAGAAAAUUGAAAUUCUCAAAUAGAUUCUUACCAGUAACCUCACCAUUCCAUUCUCAUUUAUUGAUUCCUGCUAUGGAUUGCAUCGCUAAAGAUUUAUCCACUCAUAACAUUGAAUUCAAUGAAUCUGAUUUGAAAAUCCCAGUUUAUGAUACAUUUGAUGGUAAAAACUUAAAAGAUCAUUCAUCUUCAAUCGCUGAAAGAAUCGUAGAUUGUAUCAUUAGAUUACCUGUCAAUUGGGAAACUACCACUAAAUUUUCAUCAACUCACAUUCUUGAUUUCGGACCAGGUGGUGCUUCAGGAUUGGGUGUUUUAACUCAUCGUAAUAAAGAUGGUACCGGUGUUCGUAUCAUCGUAGCGGGCACUUUAGACAUUAAUCCAGAUGACGACUACGGUUUCAAACAAGAACUUUUUGAAAAUACUUUGAAAUUUAAUCCAAAUUGGUUGAAAGAAUUCCAUCCAAAAUUAGUUAAAAAUAAAGUAGGGAAAAUCUUUGUAGAGACCAAAUUUUCUAAAUUAUUAGGUAGACCACCUUUAUUAGUUCCAGGUAUGACUCCAACUACCGUGUCUCCAGAUUUCGUCGCCGCUACAAUUAAUGCCGGUUAUCAAAUUGAAUUAGCUGGUGGUGGUUAUUUCUCUGCUCAAGGUAUGACUGAUGCAAUUGAUUCCGUUAUUUCUCAAAUCAAAAAAGGUUAUAGUUUAUCACUGAAUUUGAUUUAUGUUAAUCCAUUCAUGUUACAAUGGUGUAUCCCAUUGAUUAGAGAAUUAAGGUUAAAGGGUUAUCCAAUUCAAUCAAUGACUAUCGGUGCUGGUGUCCCAUCUUUAGAAGUCGCCUCGGAAUAUAUUACUACUUUAGGAUUGACACAUUUAGGUUUGAAACCUGGGUCCAUUGAUGCUAUUUCUCAAGUUAUCACUAUUGCUAAAGCUCAUCCAAAUUUCCCAAUCGUUUUACAAUGGACUGGUGGUAGAGGUGGUGGUCAUCAUUCCUUCGAAGAUGUUCAUACUCCAAUGUUACAAAUGUAUUCUAAGAUUAGAAGACAAUCUAAUAUCGUAUUGAUUGCAGGUUCAGGGUUCGGGUCUGCUGAAGAUACUUAUCCAUACUUGACCGGUCAAUGGUCCACUGAAUUUAAUUAUCCUCCAAUGCCAUUUGAUGGGUUCUUAUUAGGGUCCAGAGUUAUGAUUGCCAAGGAGGCUAAGACAGCCCCAGCUGCUAAACAAGCUAUUGUCGAUUGUACAGGUGCUAAAGAUAGUGAAUGGGAAAGUACUUACAAGAAACCAACUGGUGGUAUUAUUACUGUUCGUUCUGAAAUGGGUGAACCAAUUCAUAAGAUUGCUACUCGUUGUGUCGUCUUUUGGAAGGAAAUGGAUGAUACUAUUUUCAAUCUACCAAAGAAUAAAUUACAAGCUGCUUUAGAUGCUAAGAAGGAUUAUAUUAUUGGUAAAUUAAAUGCUGAUACCCAUAAACCUUGGUUCCCUACUGUUAAUGGCGAAGUUCGUGAUUUAGACUUGAUGACAUAUGAAGAAGUCGCUCAAAGAUUAGUUGAAUUGAUGUUCAUUAAGAAGACAAACUCUUGGACUGACAUAACUUGGAGAACAUUUACUGGUAACUUCUUACGUCGUGUUGAAGAACGUUUCACCAAGACAAAAACUGUUUCCGUAAUUCAAUCUUUUGCUAUGCUAGAUGAACCAUCAAAGGCAUUGGAAACUGUCUUUGACGCCUACCCUGCCUCCAAAUCUCAAUACUUAAAUGCUCAAGAUGUCGAUUAUUUUUUGAAUAUGUGUCAAAAUCCAGCUCAAAAACCAGUUCCAUUCGUCCCAGUAUUAGAUCAAAAAUUCGAAUAUUAUUUCAAAAAGGAUUCAUUAUGGCAAUCUGAAUUUUUGGAAGCUGUUGUCGAUGAAGAUGUUCAAAGAACUUGUAUCUUACAAGGUCCAGUGGCUGCUCAAUUCACUAAGGUUAUUGAUGAACCAAUUAAAGAUAUUCUAGAUGGCAUUCAUAACGGUCAUAUUUCAAAACUAUUGAAAGAGAAAUAUAAUAAUGAUGAAUCAUCUAUCCCAGUUAUUGAAUACUUUGGUGGUGAAGAUUUGAGAUGUACUAAAGCAGUUGCUGGAACUGUUACUUAUACUGCAGAAUCUACUACCGAUGAAGCUUCAUGGUUUAAAAAACUUGCUGGUCCAGUUAAGAAUUGGCGUUCUGCAUUUUUCUCCACUGCUAGAGUUGUCCAAGAUUCACUGUAUGUUGAUAAUCCAGUUAGGAAAGUCUUUAAACCAACUGAUUCUAUGAGUGUUGAGAUCACAAGUGCCAACAAUGCCACAAAGACUGUUAUUACAUUAUCUGAACCAGUGCAAGGUGAAAUUAAACCAACAUGUGUUUUGAAAUUAGUUAAAGAUAAUUUGAUUCAAAUGCAAUUGAUUGAAAAUAGAACUAUGGAUGGUACUCCAGUAUCCUUACCAUUGUUAUAUACUUAUCAAGCUGAAGAUGGGUUUGCUCCAAUCUCUGAAGUUAUGGAAGGUCGUAACCAACGUAUUAAGGAAAUGUAUUGGAAAUUAUGGAUUAAUGAACCUUUCAAUUUGAAUUUCGAUCCAAGAGCCACUAUCAAAGGUGCUGAUUUCACAAUUACCGCUGAACGUAUUUCUGAAUUUACUCAUGCUAUUGGUAACACUUGUGAAGAUUUCGUUGCUAGAUCAGGUAAAACUUUAUUAGCUCCUAUGGAUUUCGCUAUUGUUGUUGGUUGGAGAGCUAUUAUUAAGGCUAUUUUCCCCAAUACUGUUGACGGUGAUUUAUUGAAGUUGGUUCACAUGUCUAAUGGGUACAAGAUGAUUUCAGGUGCUAAACCAUUACAAGAAGGUGAUCUUAUUUCCACAUCUGCUGUUAUCAAAUCUGUCGUUAACCAAUCAACUGGGAAAAUCGUUGAAGUUGUUGGAACUUUAAGUAGAGAUGGUAAACCUGUUAUGGAAGUGGAAUCAUCUUUCUUUUACAGAGGUACUUACACUGAUUUUGAAAACACAUUCCAAAAGACUGUGGAACCUGUUUAUCAAAUGAUAAUCAAGACUCCAAAGGAUAUUGCUGUUUUAAGAUCCAAAGAAUGGUUCCAGUUAGAUGAUGAAGAUAUUGAUUUAAUGGGUAAAAUAUUAAGGUUUGAAACUGAAACUGAAGUCACAUUCAAGAAUGCGAACGUUUUCGCUAGUGUUAAAUGCCAUGGUCCAAUUAAGAUGGAAUUACCAACCAAGGAACAUAUUGAAAUUGGUAUUGUUGAUUAUGAAGCUAGUGAAUCAUAUGGUAAUCCAGUAGUUGAUUAUUUGAAAAGAAAUGGUUCUACUUUGGAAGCUAAGAUCAAUUUGGAAAAUCCAAUUCCAAUUGCUGUUUUAGAAUCUCAAAGUCCAAGUACUAAUGAGCCAUACGGUAAAGUUUCUGGUGAUUUGAAUCCUAUUCAUGUUUCUCGUCAUUUUGCUAAUUAUGCAAACUUACCAGGUACUAUUACACAUGGUAUGUAUUCAUCUGCAGUGGUUCGUGGUUUAAUUGAAAAUUGGGCUGCUGAUAGUGUUUCAUCCAGAGUACGUGGAUAUAAUUGUCAAUUUGUUAAUAUGGUAUUACCAAAUACUCCAUUGAAGACAUCUAUUCAACAUAUUGGUAUGAUUAAUGGACGUAAAUUAAUUAAAUUUGAAACGAAGAAUGAUGAAGAUACUGUUGUUUUGACAGGUGAAGCUGAAGUGGAACAACCAAUUUCCACAUUUGUCUUUACUGGUCAAGGUGCUCAAGAACAAGGUAUGGGUAUGGAUUUAUAUCAAUCAUCAGAAGUUGCUAGAGAUGUUUGGGAUAGAGCUGAUGGUCACUUCAAAUCUACAUAUGGGUUCUCCAUAUUAGAUAUUGUUAGGAACAAUCCAAAGGAAUUAACAGUAUAUUUUGGUGGUGAAAAGGGUAGAAAAAUUAAGGAAAAUUAUACUCAAAUGAUUUUCGAAACUAUUGUUGAUGGUAAAGUUCAAACGGAAAGAAUUUUCAAAGAAAUUGAUGAAUCUACUAAUUCUUAUACGUUUAAAUCACCAACUGGAUUAUUAUCUGCUACACAAUUUACACAACCAGCUUUAACUUUAAUGGAAAAGGCAGCAUUUGAAGAUUUGAAAUCUAAGGGAUUAAUUCCAGCAGAUGCAGCCUUUGCAGGUCAUUCCUUAGGUGAAUAUGCAGCAUUAGCUUCAUUAGCUGAUAUUAUGUCAGUAGAAUCUUUAGUUGAUGUUGUGUUUUAUAGAGGUAUGACUAUGCAAGUUGCUGUACCAAGAGAUGAAAAGGGUAGAUCUAAUUAUGGUAUGAUUGCUGUUAAUCCCGGUAGAGUCUCAUCAACGUUUUCACAAGAAGCAUUACAAUUUGUUGUUGAAAAAGUUGCCAAGAGAACUACCUGGCUAUUAGAAAUUGUUAAUUAUAAUGUUGAAAAUCAACAAUAUGUUGCCGCUGGUGAUUUAAGAAGUUUAGAUACAUUAUCAAAUGUUUUAAAUUUCAUUAAAUUACAAAAAAUUGAUAUUGAUGAAUUACAAAAGAGUAUGCCAUUGGAAAAAGUUGAAUCCCAUUUAUUUGAAAUAAUUGAUGAAAUUUCCAAGAAGAGUGAAAGUAAAGAACAACCGAUUGAAUUAGAAAGAGGAUUUGCAUGUAUUCCAUUACGUGGUAUAUCAGUUCCAUUCCAUUCAUCGUAUUUGAGAAAUGGUGUUAAACCAUUCCAUACAUUCCUAAGUAAGAAUAUUUUGAAAGAGAAUGUUAAAGUUGAUAGAUUAGCAGGUAAAUAUAUUCCAAAUUUGACAGCUAAACCAUUUGCCGUGACGAAAGAAUAUUUCCAAGAUGUUUAUGAUUUAACUGGAUCAUGUCGUAUCAAAGAAAUUCUUGACAAUUGGGAAAAAUAUGAAAACUAA